CGCGUGAAGAAAUGAAGAGAGUGAUGGGGUCUCUUGCUGAGCUAGAGAGAUUGCAAACCGGAAUCCUUCACCGCAUAUCACACCUCGAGCUCUCUUACUUACCCCAUUCUCUCUCCCACUCCCUCUCUCUCUCCGAUUCCGAUGACUCCACCACCACUCAUGGCCGCCUCUCCGCCAUCCUUGCUGCUAACGGAGUUCGAGACUUCUCCUUCAAGCGCGUCCCCUCCGAUUACUACGACUGGACCCUUGAAGCCCGGCGAGAUGUCCUCGGCGCCUCCUCCAUUCACCAUCUCUGCAAGAGCAUUGUUUUGGUCAAUACUCAAGCUCCCGCAGAUGUAACUGACUGCAGCAAUCGAAACAACUCGAAGUACUAUGUUGUUGUUGUUCAGUAUACUGCUCGCUUCAAUGCUGAGACGGUCAAGAACUUUUUGUAUACACUAAAUGAAGGCAAGAUAUCGAAAAAGAAGUUCAAUAUGAGGCUUGCACCGGAAGAAACAUCGAUGAAGUUGACUGGUUAUGAACGCAAUGGUGUAACCUGUGUUGGCAUGAAAACUGAUAUACCGGUGAUUUUAGAUGAAGCAAUUGUGAAGCUAAAUCCAGAUUUCUUCUGGUUGGGAGGUGGUGAGGUUGAUCUCAAACUGGGGAUCAAGACUACGGAAUUCAUUAAUUACACAAAGCCAUUCAUUAUUAACUGCAGCGGCAACUGAUUUAGUAUCCCUCUAAAUCAAUCUGAGAAGGUUGUGCCCUACCACUGCUAUUUACUAUUUACACAUCUUCUCAUAUUACUUGAUUUAGUUUUGACGAACGAAAAUCAGUUUUUACGGGCAUCAAUGCUCGAUUCGUGACUUCAUUCAUGGCUUCUUUCAUCAUAUUGGGAUAUUAGCAUGGUAGAGAAGAUGUCACUGAAUUCUAGGACAAGCACUGUUGGGGACUGAAAAUGCUGGUUAAUAAAACAAUUUUGCUUCUCAUUGAGUAAGAAUUUCAGGUAUAUUUAUCUCUCUUAUUGUAAAAAACAUUUUAUAAUGAUGAGACGUAGUUGAGUUUGUUGGAUGCU
This is a messenger RNA of Salvia splendens (bonfire salvia), 1054 nucleotides long. Its product is annotated as YbaK/aminoacyl-tRNA synthetase-associated domain-containing protein. Bases 12 to 707 code for a protein of 231 amino acids. The transcript has 5 exons. Lineage: Eukaryota; Viridiplantae; Streptophyta; Magnoliopsida; Lamiales; Lamiaceae. Gene Ontology annotation, molecular function: aminoacyl-tRNA deacylase activity. The record is from RefSeq and is a predicted model, not a curated record.